This is a messenger RNA of Arabidopsis thaliana (thale cress), 4491 nucleotides long. Its product is annotated as AMP-dependent synthetase and ligase family protein. The record is from RefSeq and is marked reviewed. NCBI's taxonomy places the organism in Eukaryota, Viridiplantae, Streptophyta, Magnoliopsida, Brassicales, Brassicaceae. The transcript has 17 exons. The coding region runs from base 1170 to 3893 and encodes 907 amino acids.
AAAAAAACUCAGCUUUCACCGGAAAGCGGCGCAGAUGAGUGAAAGAAACCGAGGCAAGCCGAAGAAUUGCUGCAUUUCUCAUAAAUUCGUUGAUGCAGCCUCCAAAAACCCUCAUCAAAUCGCCGUGAUUCAAGCUUCCGGCUUGACGGCGAGGAGCAUUAGGUCGGAAUCAGCUGCACCGCCUGUUUACGACGGAGACAAAUGUUUCACGUUCGCAGAGCUUUCUUCAUCCAUUGAUUCACUCACCUCUCGUCUCCAUCGUAUCCUCAGUAACGAUGAUUCUCAAGUGGCUGGUUCAGAUGUUGUGUAUAUGCCAAAGGUAGUGGCUUUAUAUAUGCCACCAUCAGUUGAAUAUGUUAUCAGUGUGUUCUCUGUUUUGAGGUGUGGAGAAGCUUUUUUACCUUUAGAUCCAUCAUGGCCAAGAGAAAGGGUUUUGUCUCUUAUUUCCUCUUCAAAUAUUUCUCUUGUUAUUGCUUGUGGCUUGUCUUCUGUGGAAUCGCAUUGGCUUGUGGAAAGAAAUGUUUGCCCUGUGUUAUUGUUUUCAAUGGAUGAGAAAUUGAGUGUGGAAACUGGUUGCUCAAGCUUUGUUUGGCCUUGCAAGAAAGAGAGGCAGAGAAAAUUUUGUUAUCUUAUGUAUACUUCAGGAUCUACUGGGAAGCCUAAAGGAGUUUGUGGUACUGAGCAAGGUUAGGAUGUGUUUUAUUCAUAAACUUGUUUCAGCUACUUCUACAAUGAAAAUAGAUUGUUAGGUAUGAUGAUCUUGAAAUUUGAAGGUCUUAUUAGUUCGAGAAUGAGAUUAUUUAUAGCAUUUGGCGUUUAUCUAUAAUAUUUCACAUGUUUGACGAAAGCAAACCGCUUUUCUUUGUGUAGAUAGUAGAUUCUAGAUAUAGCAUGUAAUGUUAGAUUGUUAUUUGUCAUUUUUAUAAACAUGUUAGCUAUAACUAUCUGGAAUUGCAGAAUAACUUUGACCCUUUGCGAUAUUUGAGCAUCUCGUUGGAAUAAAUAUAUAGAGCAUAUCUGUAGGUUGUCCCGUAGCUGUUUUCAUAUUUUGAAUCUUCGCAUUGAUCGAUUAUUCUAUAAUUUAUUUUCUAUCCAUUGUAAGUGACAUGGUGUAUUUUAGUGCAGGACACUAGUAAAAAGCUAAUGGACUUUUAAAUCGUUUCCUAUGGAUGCAAGAGCUCUAUCCUGUUGUUGGAGAGCAGCGAUUUGCUUUCAAGACUUCAGUUGGUUUUAUUGAUCAUAUACAGGAGUUUCUUGGUGCUAUUCUUAGUUCCACCGCCUUAGUCAUCCCUCCAUUCACACUACUAAAAGAAAAUAUGAUAUCCAUCAUUGAUUUUUUGGAGGAGUAUUCUAUCAGUAGACUCCUAGCUGUCCCAUCGAUGAUCAGAGCUAUUCUUCCUACUUUACAACAUCGUGGACACAACAAUAAGCUUCAAAGUUGCCUGAAGCUGGUAGUUUUAAGUGGCGAACCCUUUCCCGUGAGCCUGUGGGAUUCACUUCACAGCCUACUUCCUGAAACAUGUUUUCUGAAUCUAUAUGGGAGUACAGAGGUAUCAGGGGACUGCACUUAUUUUGACUGCAGUGAGUUGCCAAGACUCUUGAAGACCGAAGAGAUUGGUAGUGUUCCUAUUGGCAAGUCAAUUUCCAAUUGCAAAGUUGUACUUUUGGGGGACGAAGAUAAACCUUACGAAGGAGAAAUUUGUGUUAGUGGUCUCUGUCUUUCACAAGGGUACAUGCAUUCCUCGAUAGAGUCUGAAGGCUACGUGAAGCUACAUAAUAACUCACUCUGUAAUCAUUUAACAAAUGAUUGUGGAAGCCAGCUUUAUUAUAGAACUGGUGAUUAUGGAAGACAACUUUCUAGUGGUGAUUUGAUUUUUAUUGGGAGAAGGGAUCGAACUGUUAAACUCAAUGGAAAACGCAUGGCCCUUGAAGAGAUUGAAACAACUCUAGAACUAAAUCCAGAUAUUGCUGAAGCUGUUGUUCUACUUAGCAGAGAUGAGACGGAGCUUGCUUCACUCAAGGCCUUUGUAGUACUGAACAAGGAAAGCAACUCCAGUGAUGGUAUCAUAUUUUCUAUCAGAAAUUGGAUGGGUGGAAAACUUCCUCCGGUGAUGAUUCCUAACCAUUUUGUUUUGGUGGAGAAACUGCCACUUACUUCAAGUGGAAAAGUUGAUUAUGAAGCACUAGCAAGGUUGAAAUGUCCUACAACCGGUGCUCAAGAUAUGAUGCAGAGCAAUGGAACUAAUAGUUUACUGCAAAAUAUUAAAAAGGCUGUCUGUGAUGCAUUACUGGUCAAAGAAGUUUCAGACGAUGAUGAUUUCUUUGCGAUUGGGGGAGACUCUUUAGCCGCAGCGCAUCUUUCUCAUAGUCUUGGUAUUGAUAUGAGAUUGAUUUACCAAUUUCGAAGUCCAUCUAGGCUUUUGAUCUAUCUGUCAGAGAAAGAAGGGAAGUUAAGAGAAGAUAUGCAACACAACACCACUCAGAAACUAGACCACAAGAUAGAGAGUCAGAAUGGUAAUGGGUUGGUUAGUAGAACUGUUCCACUUCAUUCUGGUGUUACAUCAGGCCCAACACCUUCAAAAUUGCAGUGUGAGAAGAAUAAUUCCCCAAAGCGAUUGAAAAUUGAUUACGAAAAGUUUUCUCCCAAAAGAAUGAAAGAAAAUAAAUUAUGGGAUUCAGGAUUUUCUCAAAUACAAUGUGCAUUUAGUCGUUGCAAUAAGGUACAUUCUCCAGAGUCAUGUAGUAAUGAAGAGGCAAACCGAGAAUACUGGUCGUUGGAGAUUCCAAGGAACCAAAUGGUCUCUAUGCAAGAGAUAUGGAAAGUUCAUAUGGAGUCAUGUGUAGAUGCCUCCCCCCUAGUUGUGUUGAAGGAUUCGAAAACUUAUCUAUUCAUUGGGUCUCACUCACGUAAAUUUUCGUGCAUUGACGCCAAAAGUGGUUCUAUGUAUUGGGAGACCAUUCUAGAGGGAAGGAUCGAAGGUUCAGCCAUGGUAGUUGGUGAUUUUAGUCAGGUCGUUAUUGGAUGCUACAAAGGAAAAUUAUAUUUCUUAGAUUUCUCAACGGGAAGCUUAUGUUGGAAAUUUCAAGCAUGUGGUGAGAUAAAGUGCCAGCCUGUGGUGGAUACAUCUUCGCAACUGAUAUGGUGCGGAUCACAUGACCACACUCUUUAUGCCCUUGACUAUAGGAGUCAAUGCUGUGUUUAUAAGCUGCAAUGUGGUGGGAGCAUAUUUGCUUCGCCUGCAAUUGAUGAGGGUCAUAGUUCACUUUACGUGGCCUCUACCAGUGGUCGCGUGAUAGCUGUAUCAAUAAAGGAUUCCCCAUUCCACACCUUAUGGCUAUUUGAAUUAGAGGCACCGAUUUUUGGUUCCCUAUGCAUUACCCCAUCAACUCAAAACGUUAUUUGCUGCUUAGUUGAUGGCCAAGUGAUCGCAAUGAGUCCGUCUGGAACUAUUAUUUGGAGGUAUAGGACUGGUGGACCAAUAUUUGCUGGACCUUGCAUGUCACAUGUGCUUCCUUCUCAGGUGCUUGUGUGCUGUAGAAAUGGAUGUGUUUAUUCCCUAGAACCGGAAUCUGGGUGUCUUGUGUGGGAAGACAAUAUUGGGGACCCGAUCACAGCAUCUGCAUACAUUGAUGAGAAUCUGCAUUUUGAAUCGCAUGAACUGCUUGCAUCAGACAGGUUGGUGACUGUAUGCUCAAGCUCGGGAAGAGUUCAUGUCCUUCGUGUGAGACCCUCCAUUCUCAGCAGAGAUUCACAUGACUCAAAAGUAGGAGAAAUCACGAGGAUGGAGUUGCAGGCAGACAUUUUCUCUUCACCAGUGAUGAUCGGUGGCCGGAUAUUUGUUGGCUGUCGUGACGACUAUGUGCACUGCCUCUCUCUUGAGAGUUGCAGGUAGGAUCACUCUUGUGAAUCCGCCGCUUUGCUCCCUAAUAUCAUCUCCUUGAUUGAUGUUCUCCAAGAAACUAACCAAUGAUUGAAUCUUAAGAAGAAAAUAGAAAUUAAAACUUUUAAGUUUGUAGUUUGAUCUAUAUUCCUCCAGAACAACAACGAUCUUUGAAAAAAGAGAAAUCAUGAUCUCUCUUGAUAUUAAAUUCUUUCUAGAUAAGCUGGAUUGAGAUUCCAAAUCAAAGGAUUGAGAAUUUUAAAUUGGGUUUAAACAAACGAUGAUUAAAACCCAAAAAACGAGAUUAAAAUUGAAACACAUAGGCUUUAUGAAAUUGAAACUGGUACGAAGAUCACGGUGAUUAUUGAAAAGGAAAAACAUAAAAACGGUACUAAUAACCUGAUUUAAACGAACCGCUAGAAAAGAUCCGGCCAUAGUCACUAGAGAAGCUGACAUAUGCUAGAAAGUAGCCAGCCGAUGGUGCUCACGGAGCCACUAACGCUGGAAGAUAGCCAACCUAAUUUAGCAGGGAGUAAACUGUUAUGUAUUAAUUGAACAUUGGUACUUUGGUUGGGUAUGAAAAGUUGAUUUUCCCAAAAUAAGCUUUCCG